Messenger RNA from Bicyclus anynana (squinting bush brown), 972 nucleotides. RefSeq names its product NADH dehydrogenase [ubiquinone] iron-sulfur protein 3, mitochondrial (gene ND-30). Bases 121 to 918 code for a protein of 265 amino acids. The transcript has a single exon. Gene Ontology annotation, molecular function: NADH dehydrogenase (ubiquinone) activity. The record is from RefSeq and is a predicted model, not a curated record. NCBI's taxonomy places the organism in Eukaryota, Metazoa, Arthropoda, Insecta, Lepidoptera, Nymphalidae.
GGUCCUUCUUGACAUUUGUGGUCAAUGUCAAAUGUGGUCAAAUGUAAAUCAAAUACUAAGUUAAUUUUAAUAUAGAAACCAGAAAAUUACGUAAGGGGAUAGAAGGAGAAACAAAUAACAAUGUCUUUUUUCUUAAAACGCACUCUGGUUGCCGGUCGCAACUUGAGGUGUAGUGUAUUAAAUAAUAAUCAAUUAUGUGGUCUGCAGCGAGUGGCCACGAAAACCGAUCAAGCAGCACAAUUGGAAACCAGACCGACAGUAGCCAAAUUAGACCCUUUGCAGAAAUCUCAGUUGAUUGACUUUGGCAAAUAUAUCGCAGAAUGUAUGCCUAAAUACGUACAGAAGGUACAAAUCACGGCGGGCAAUGAACUGGAAGUUUUGAUUCCUCCAGACGGAGUCAUCCCCGUGCUGCAGUUCCUGAAAGAUCACCACAGCGCACAGUUCGCCAACCUGGUCGACAUCGCGGGCAUGGACGUGCCCAACAGGCCCCACAGAUUCGAAAUCAUCUAUAAUAUAUUGUCGUUGCGCUAUAAUUCCAGAAUUAGGGUGAAGACCUACACAGACGAGCUGACGCCUAUCGACUCUGCGUGCGAAGUAUUCAAAGCGGCCAACUGGUAUGAGAGGGAAAUCUGGGACAUGUUUGGGGUGUUCUUUGCUAACCAUCCAGAUUUGAGGAGAAUUCUGACUGAUUAUGGAUUCGAGGGGCAUCCAUUCCGGAAGGACUUUCCGCUCAGUGGUUACGUAGAGUUGCGCUACGACGACGAGCAGAAACGCGUGGUCGUGGAACCCCUGGAGCUGGCACAGGAGUUCCGGCGCUUUGAGCUGAGUGCCCCGUGGGAACAGUUCCCCAACUUCAGAGGCAAUCCUGCCUCAGAGGAAGUAGUGAACCCAGGGGAAGAUCAACCCAAGAAGCCGUAGAAAUAUUGUGAUAUAUUUUAUUAUCUAUGUUAAUGAAAUAUAAUAUAGAAUAUU